Molecule: messenger RNA, 1018 nt
Organism: Schizosaccharomyces octosporus yFS286
Lineage: Eukaryota; Fungi; Ascomycota; Schizosaccharomycetes; Schizosaccharomycetales; Schizosaccharomycetaceae
Exons: 1
Coding region: 305-748 (147 amino acids)
Source: RefSeq, a predicted model, not a curated record
UUCUAUCACGUUAUUUGGUUACAGAAACUCCUUGCAUUUCCUUAUUUACGAGGCAUUUACAAACAAACCACAGUUCAGACGGCUCAUGUAAUUAAGACAAAAGCGAGGAGAAAGGAAGAUUGAGAGUGUUGAUGCUGCCACGGGGUAUGCUGCUACGAGGUUUAGACCAUUUAUUUCUUUAAUGUCAAUGAAAAUUAACAUUACAAGGACAUCUUAUAUCUGAAAGCAAACCUAUCAGCGUUGAACUUUCGAGUACUUCUCGUCUCGUUUGUAUAGAAACCAAAAAUCUUGUAAAAGGAUCAUAAUGGAGAACAUUGAUCUUGUAGAAAGGCUCAAAUGGCGAGAUUCUCGUGAGAAAGCGUAUGUUCAAGUCAUUGAGCCAUACACAGAGCUAUUUCACACAACGCUGUCUCUCGAUCAAAGAGAACCGAAUGUGAAUGAAAAAGAUUCCUCUAAUGACCAUGAAACGUUUCCUGCCGGUUUAAAUGCACCAGCCAUGUCGCUCCAAGCUAUGGCCGAUGAACUUCGAUCGCUCCAACGUACUUGUGAUUUGUACCAGAGAAACAUGCAAAAGGCACAGUUUACUUGUAAACAGAAACUACAAGAAAACUCGCUUCUGGAAAAGCAACUUUCCUUACAGAAGGAAUUGAACGUUGAAAAGGACAAACGCAUUCAUCUUCUACAGGAUGAGCUAUGGGCGCUUCAACUCGAAGUGGCUUCCCUUGAGCGUAAACCAGCUGGUUCAUGAUGAUUUAUUGAGUAUCCAAGCUUCUCGGGAAAAAUCCUAGGACUUCUGCAUAACCCUCUAUUAGAAUUUUCUUUGACUAUAGGUUUGCGAAGAUUGAGCGUUCUCCAAUGAACCUCUCCAUGCUUCAUGGCUUCUUUUUCUCUUUGCCAAGACUCCUUGUUGACUUUUAUAAAGCAAUUGAUCCUUUUUUUCUAAUUUCGUUCAACUUCUAGGAUUACGCAUUUCAAGGAUAGAUUCGUUAAUCCCUCCAAAGGAAUGGCCUUACUUGAG